Lizanozyma spartinae is the source of this 390-nucleotide messenger RNA. RefSeq lists its product as uncharacterized. The transcript has a single exon. Lineage: Eukaryota; Fungi; Ascomycota; Pichiomycetes; Serinales; Debaryomycetaceae. The coding region runs from base 1 to 390 and encodes 129 amino acids. The record is from RefSeq and is a predicted model, not a curated record.
AUGAGUGCCAAGAAGCCUGUGGAGGAUAUACCGAAGAAGUUUAUUGACCCCGUUGCCAGUAAGGAUGCGGAUGAAGGAGACCGUGUUAACGGGAAGAAUUGGAAAAUGAAGAAGGAUGCUUUCAGAGUUAAGUCUUUGGGAGUUUCCAAAACUCUGUUUAGCAAAAGACAAGAAAACAAGCUCUUGGAAGAACAAUAUAAGGCUCGUAUAGCUGAUUUGAAGCAGGAGAAGAAUGAUGCUAAGCAAGCUCAUAUAAAUGAGCUCAAGAGACGUAGAGAAAUCAAGGCAGAAAAGGAACGGUACGAGAUGAUGGCUACCAAGAUGCAUGCUAAGAAGGUUGAACGUAUGAGGAGAAGAGAAAAGAGAAAUAAGAUGUUAAAGGAGCGUUAA